Molecule: messenger RNA, 951 nt
Organism: Chrysochloris asiatica (Cape golden mole)
Lineage: Eukaryota; Metazoa; Chordata; Mammalia; Afrosoricida; Chrysochloridae
Product: olfactory receptor 14A16-like
Exons: 1
Coding region: 1-951 (316 amino acids)
Biological process (GO): G protein-coupled receptor signaling pathway
Cellular component (GO): membrane
Molecular function (GO): G protein-coupled receptor activity; olfactory receptor activity; odorant binding
Source: RefSeq, a predicted model, not a curated record
AUGUCUGAGAAAUUUUACAACAUGACCUUCAUGACAGAAUUCUUGCUCAUGGGAUUCCCUGAUGACUGGAUGAUACAAACCCUCCAUGCAGCACUCUUCUUCCUCAUUUAUCUGACAGCAUUGAUGGGCAACUUCCUCAUUGUCACCCUCACUACUAUUGAUAAGCACCUCCAAAGCCCCAUGUAUUUCUUCCUGAAGAAUCUCUCUUUGAUUGAUAUCUGCUACAUCUCUGUGACUGUACCUAAGUCCAUCAUGGAUUCUCUAACCAACACCCAUUUCAUCUCCUUCCUAGGAUGUGCCUCACAACUUUUUCUUGUUAUUUUUUUUGCGGGCACAGAAUAUGCCCUUCUUAUAGUUAUGUCCUAUGACCGCUAUGCUGCCAUCUGCCAUCCUCUGCACUAUGAAGCCAUUAUGAACAGAGGUGUCUGUGUGCAGAUGGUGACUGCAUCAUGGUUCAGUGGAUGUGUCUAUGGAUCCAUUCAUGUAGCAGGUACAUUCUCUGUCAAUUUCUGUGGGCCCAAUAUAGUGCAUCAGUUCUUCUGCGAUGUUCCAUCACUGCUAGCACUUGCUUGUUCUGGAGAGCAUAGUUUAGAAUAUUCAUUUAUCAUUGCUAGCUGCUGUUUCGGUGUUGUAUGUUUUAUUAUAAUGAUUAUUUCUUAUGUUUGUAUUUUUUUCACCGUUCUAAGAAUUCCAUCUGCAAAAGGAAGAAUGAAAACUUUCUCCACCUGCAUGCCUCACAUCACUGUGGUGACAUUGUUCCUCUUUUCAGGGAUUAUUACAUACUUAGCAAAAAAUUUCAAAUCUUCAUCUUCAUUGAAAAUGUUGAUAUCUGUCUUUUAUACUGUGUUACCACCCACUCUGAAUCCUCUCAUAUAUAGCCUGAGAAACAGGGACAUGCAGAUGGCCCUAGGAAAAUCCAUCACUGGCAAAAUAUCCAGAAUAUUUCCUUGA